AUGUCUAGACGCCUUUUGAAGGAGUUGGAGCGGUCCUACGGUUUCGACGAAGUUGCCAUUGUUCCUGGCGAUGUGACCAUCAAUCCCGAAUUGACAUCCACCAAAAUGUCCAUUGGGGAAUGUACCUUUGAAGCGCCGAUGCUGGCUUCUGCAAUGGACGGCACCGUAUCGCCCAGGUUCGCUGUCAUGAUGCACGAAAUGGGCGGGUUGGGCGUGCUCAAUGGGGAAGGCCUGUACUCCCGCUAUGAGGACCCCUAUUCGAUUCUCGAAGAAAUUACCUCCAUGCCCCAGUCUGAGGUGACCGAGUAUCUUCAGCAGGUUUACUCCGAGCCGGUUAAAGAGAACCUGAUCGGCCAGCGGGUAGAGGAAAUCAAGAGCGCAGGUUCCACCUGCGCGAUUGCAUUUACGCCCCAGAACACCAAGCGAAUGUCUCCCCUUGCCGUGGAGGCCGGCGCGGACAUAAUAGUGGUACAGUCCACCGUUACCACCGCACGGCACCAGUCCCGCAGCUACCGUGGCCUGGUAUUUUCGGAAAUGAUUGAAUCUCUAAGUGUUCCCGUGGUGGUCGGCAACUGUGUCAGCUACGGCGUGGCUCUCGAGUUGAUGGAAACCGGUGUGGACGGCAUAUUGGUGGGGGUCGGCCCUGGCGCCGCCUGUACCACUCGUGAGGUAACCGGAGUCGGCGUUCCCCAGGUCAGCGCUACCCUGGAAUGCGCUGCCGCUCGCCAGGACUAUUUUCACCGCACCGGCAGGUAUGUCAACGUGAUUACCGACGGGGGUAUUCGAACCGGUGGCGAUCUGUGCAAGGCCAUUGCCAGCGGCGCCGACGGCGUCAUGGUGGGCACUCCCUUUGCACAGGCCGAAGAGGCCCCGGGUCGCGGUUACAACUGGGGUAUGGCCAAUGCCCAUGCCGAGUUGCCCCGAGGUACCCGCAUAAAGGUAGGUACCAAGGCGACACUGAAAGAAAUAAUGUACGGUCCCACUUCUGUCACCAACGGCACCCAGAAUCUGGUGGGCGCCUUGCAGGUGGCCAUGGGCAUGUGCGGCGCCUACACUAUCCGGGACUUUCACCAGGCGGAAAUGGUCAUCGCGCCAGCAAUCAAGACCGAGGGCAAGUAUUUCCAGUUGGCCGAGUAG
This is a messenger RNA of Geodia barretti, 1137 nucleotides long. Lineage: Eukaryota; Metazoa; Porifera; Demospongiae; Tetractinellida; Geodiidae. The record is from the annotation of a GenBank genome assembly.